Molecule: messenger RNA, 1204 nt
Organism: Daphnia pulicaria
Lineage: Eukaryota; Metazoa; Arthropoda; Branchiopoda; Diplostraca; Daphniidae
Gene: Coq5
Product: 2-methoxy-6-polyprenyl-1,4-benzoquinol methylase, mitochondrial-like
Exons: 7
Coding region: 193-1140 (315 amino acids)
Biological process (GO): ubiquinone biosynthetic process
Molecular function (GO): methyltransferase activity
Source: RefSeq, a predicted model, not a curated record
GUUUUCUCAAGUCUAAAUUCUUUAGGUUUCUAUAAUUCUUAAUUUCUGAGUUACUAUAUAUAUUCAAAGAGUCUACGUGACAUGUACGUGGGAUAGUAUAGUGCCGUAACUUUUUAACAGCGUGGGUUCUAUCAAAAAUCAAACCAUAACAGUCAGCAGACACAAGUGUUUGUUUUCAAUUAUUUGUUGAAAAUGUCGUUGUUACAGCUUGUACGACAUUCCCCAAUCGGUAGCUUAAGUAAUUUUCGUAACGUAAAUUUUCAUAAGAGUUUUUCCAAAAGGCUGCAUGUUUCUUCAUACAAUAAAGCUUCAAAUGAUCCAAACUUUGAAAAUGUAAAUAGCAGUACAACUAGCAAAGAAAAAACAGUGGAUUUUGGUUUUCAGACAGUUCUUGCUAGUGAGAAGGCAGAAAAAGUUCACCAAGUUUUUGAAAAUGUUGCUUCCAAAUAUGAUCUUAUGAACGAUGUGAUGUCAGUAGGCAUUCACAGAAUAUGGAAAGACUACUUUGUCAAAAAAAUGUUUCCCCUUCCCCCGGGAACAAGUAUUAUUGAUGUUGCUGGUGGAACUGGUGAUAUAGCAUUUAGAAUGCUGCAGAGUAUUGAAAGGCAAGAUAAACAGUUUGAUGUUAGUGGAACCCAAAAAAACAGCAGCAUUCUGAUCAGUGAUAUUAAUCAAGCUAUGCUAGAUGUCGGAAAAGAAAGAGCGUCAAAAAUGAACCUUCAAUCGGAUAUGCUAUCUUGGCUAUGCGCCGAUGCUCAACAGCUGCCUUUAGUCGACAACUCUUUUGAUCUUUAUACCAUCGCGUUUGGAAUUCGAAACGUAACGGAAAUUUCAAAAGCUUUGGACGAAGCUUACCGAGUAUUAAGACCUGGAGGAAGAUUUUUGUGCCUGGAAUUUAGUCAUGUGAAGAAUCCCCUUCUAAAACAGGUGUAUGACACAUAUUCCUUCCAAAUAAUUCCUCCCUUAGGAGAAGUUUUUGCAGGAGAUUGGAAAUCUUAUCAGUACCUCGUCGAAAGCAUAAGAAAGUUCCAUACACAAGAUCGGUUUAAGGAAAUGAUUGAAGAGGCAGGAUUUCGAAGUGUUAAAUAUGAAAAUUUGUCAUUUGGUGUAGUUACUAUCCACUCUGGAUAUAAGAUUUAAAAGUACCUAUUUAUCCUGGGUUUAGAUUGUAUUGAAUUUCUAAAUAAAGGUGCAUUUAUUCGUC